Benincasa hispida (wax gourd) is the source of this 1376-nucleotide messenger RNA. The record is from RefSeq and is a predicted model, not a curated record. NCBI's taxonomy places the organism in Eukaryota, Viridiplantae, Streptophyta, Magnoliopsida, Cucurbitales, Cucurbitaceae.
UUAUUUUAUUUUAUUUUAUUUUAUUUGUUUCCAUUUUUAGUUUGAUUAAUUUUGUAUUUAGAAACCAACUGCAUUUAUUUAAAUUCAAUCUCAGAGGAGGAGAAAAAGAGCUGAAAAGCUAUCUUCCCAAUGGCUUUGUUCAGUUCUCCAAAUCCCCAUUUCUUCAAGAUCAUUCUCCAUCAAAAUCUCAUCCAACAAAAGCUUGAUCUUCCAAACAAGUUCGUCAAGAACAAUGGCGCUUCUCUGUUAUUCAGCAAAGCAACUCUCUCCCUUCCCGACGGUGCAAACUGGACGGUCCAACUCAAGAACUUAGACGGCAAAAUCUGUUUCCUCAGAGGCUGGCCGGAGUUCGUAGAGUUUUAUUCUAUUCAACCUGGAUAUUUCCUUGUCUUCCAGUUGAGAAGAAUUUGCUGCUUCAAUGUCCUAAUUUUCGAUACAUCUGCUACCGAAAUUGAUUAUCCAACGCGCCCGCCGUCGGUUCUAAUUCCCAAAACCGAAAACGAAGAUGGAGAGGAAUCUGUCCGGACACUGAAUGGGGCGGUUUUGAAGAAGAGAAGCAGAGAGAAAGAGGAAAAAACCGUGGCGUAUUGUUCAUUCCGAGAGAUGAAGAAGAUGAUGAGGAAGAAUGUGAAGAUCAAGAUCGAAAAGCAUCGAGGAUUCACUACGUCUCAAGGAUUCAGCUAUGAAGAUGAAGAUGAAGAUGAAGAUCUGGAAACUAAUUACUCACGGAGACAGAGUACUUACAGAGGAUCAGGUUUGUUUCGCUUAAUUUCUCUAAAAUUUAACUUAAAUUUCACCUAUCAGUACCUAAAAUUGGAUGAAUACUUACCGAUUUCAGCUUAUAAUGAAGGAGACGACGGCCGAUUCAGUCCGGAAACGAUGAGACCGAUGAAUCCACGGAAGACGCCGCCGGUAUUGACGGAGAAUCAAUUGGUAGUUCUGAGGAGAGCGAGAUCGUUCAAAUGUAGGACGAACAAUCCUUCAUUCAUGGUGACGAUGAGACCUUCCUACAUUCAAACAGGGAAUUAUCUGAGCAUACCGAGGAUAUUUGCAGAGAGAUACAUAAAGGAAUCGAUGGAUGUGAAGCUGGAGAUCGGCGACGGGAGGAGUUGGAGAGUUUUAUGCGGCGUCCGGUGGGCGUUCACACGGCGGCGAACGGAACUGAAAGGCGGUUGGAAAAGAUUCGCCGUUGAUAAUGAGUUGGAAGAAGGGGAUAUUUGUGUGUUUGAAUUGAUAAACAAAACCACCAAAGUUCAUUUCCACGUCACCAUUUUCCGUCUUCCGAGUCCAGAGUAAAAUCAACACAAGAAUGUUUAAUGUUUAAUGUUAUGUGUUAUUAUUGCACUUUUAUAUUUUUUUAAGUGUUAUCUCAAAAA